Molecule: messenger RNA, 2885 nt
Organism: Malaya genurostris
Lineage: Eukaryota; Metazoa; Arthropoda; Insecta; Diptera; Culicidae
Product: gastrula zinc finger protein XlCGF57.1
Exons: 13
Coding region: 323-2035 (570 amino acids)
Biological process (GO): regulation of transcription by RNA polymerase II
Cellular component (GO): nucleus
Molecular function (GO): DNA-binding transcription factor activity, RNA polymerase II-specific; RNA polymerase II cis-regulatory region sequence-specific DNA binding
Source: RefSeq, a predicted model, not a curated record
CACUCAGUGGUGGGUGACCUUCACGUAGUCGAUUCUCGUUGCAUUGUUAUCGGCCGAUAUGAUCUUGAAGUAAGGCAUUCCCAAGACCGUCAUGUAACAGCUUCGGGAUAAGGCACGGGACAUCUUCUGCACAAUUCGUGCAAUAAAUAGUUUUCCUUUUGUGCUUGAGUAGUGAGUUAUGAAUUAAAUGAUAGAAGAAAUGUUUUUUUUUAUUCAGUGAUGGUUGUUCAAAAAUGAUGGCAGAAGUACGAACAAAAAUUUAAAUUUAUUCAAAAUUUUGAAUAAAUCAAACGAAGUUAAUUAUUAGGGAGGCUUUAUUGGGAUGAAGUUCGAAGGAAACUUGAUGAAAUCCGGAACCGGUCAAUGCGCUUAUAUGGACGUUGACGCUAUAUAUUUUCAACUCUUGCUUCUGCUGAAACAAGGCAUUUCGAAAGGGAUGAUGCCUAAUUUCUACGAUCAUUCACGCCCCACUAUGGUACCCACGAGCUCGGCAAUGCUUGGGCCUCCGACCAUAAGUGGGGAGCAGCAUUCAAAAAAACAGCAGAUUGUCCCGUUUGAUCUGGAAGCAACACUGCAAGCUGUGGAUAAUGAAGUACUUGAAGGCGAAGAAGGCAGUUGUCCUAUUUGCAAUAAAACUUUCAGCCGGAAGACAUCUCUGUUGAAUCACAUACGGAACCAUACCGCCGAGAAGAAGUAUAUUUGCGAGUAUUGUCAGAAAGGAUUCUCCCAACAAGCCAAUCUUCGCAAUCAUGUUCGCAUACACACAAAUGAAAGACCAUACGUUUGCAUAGAUUGCGGUAAGGCCUUUACUCAAAUCACGAAUCUCAACAAUCACAGACGGUUGCACACUGGCGAGAGACCUUACGUGUGUAUCGAAGCCAACUGCGGACGUUCAUUUGCACAAGUGACAAACUUGAAUAAUCAUAUGAAAACGCAUCACAAAACCCAACAGUACGUAUGUAACCAAUGUCCGAGACGAUUCUAUCAAGCGACACAGUUGAACCUUCAUUUGAUAUCGGAACAUAGUACCACGAAAACAUUUUUCUGUCCCCAAUGUCCCGACAAGCGUUUCAAGUCCCAGUCACUUUUUCAGCACCAUCUCAAAAUCCAUGGUUCUAACUUUGGGUACCCGUGUUCGAAAUGCGACGAAAGGUUCAUUCAGGAAUCUCAUCUCAUACUACACAUGACACAUCAGCACGGAGAUUACGCGUGUAACAUGUGCUCGAUGACGUUCAACGAUGAAGUUUUGCUGAAAAAGCAUGUCCAAAGGCACUUGGAUGGAAGAUUUCUAACCUGUCCGGUGCUGGGCUGCAACGAGGGAUUCACCAUGAAGAACCAUUUGACGAAGCACAUGCAGAUGCGUCACCCAGCGAUCGAUCUCAAGAAAGGUUCGGCUGUCUCCACCGUGGAAGCAGCUAAACGACCUCCGAAACACUGUUGCCAUUAUUUUAACUGCAAUGAAUCGUUUGAUACCUCCGAUGGACUGAGCCAGCAUCUGCGAGCAGCCCACGGGCUUCCAAUUGCCAUGCCGGAGGAAAAGAAGGCACCGGCCGUAGAUGGUGAUGUUAGUAUGGUACACGUACCCCAUUCGACACCCGCAAUACUAGGGGCUAGUUUUCAAUCCUAUCAGCAGCAAAUCAGCGAAGCACAACAUCAGCAAUCUCAGCUGCAGGCAGCCGACAAGCAGAAACUGUAUUCGGUUUCAGAUUUACUCAGUAUGAGUGAAGAACUACAGCAGCAUCAACAUCAUCAGUUACAUCAACAGCAUCAGCAGCAACAGCAACAAAAACGUGCACACCACAACGGAACGGCCGAUGUCGAGCAAAAUAUAGAAGACAGAGUUAACAAUCUAAGCCGCAUUAAAACGGAACUGCAAACCAACAUGCAAAUUCACAGUCUGUUCGGGCUAACGAACUCGAUGUGUAUCAAUUCGUUCACGACGCCGCCGGUCGCGAAGCUGGUGUGCAGCUUUUGCUACAACGUCUACAAAACGCCGCAAACCCUAUCGAGGCACAUCGAAAAGUUUCACAGCUAAACGUCGACAAGCCGUCGUGUGUGAAAUGUUUCCUCGUCACGAUGCUGUAUCGCAGCCGUUGCAUGCAAUCGUGUAGUGUAGUGUAGCAGUGGAUGUAUGUCGUGCGUCCUUUGGUCGUUUCCUUGACUACUACUGAAUAUUGAAAAGUAACAAACUGUACAUAUAUAUUCAUUAGCAUUUAAUGAAUAGUCAUAAUUUGAUAAUAAAUCAAUCAUUGUUGACGUGUCUAGACUUCGAAUUAAAUUACGCAUAAAUUGUUUAAGGUACCGACUGCUACAUUGCAUCUAUGGUUGCGAUACGUUGAUUUAUUAUAAGAAAAGUACAAACUGCUCACCAAAGGUGUCGUUCCGAAAGUUCAAAAUCGCGUAAUUUGAGGAACACAUCUUUGCCAGCAAAUACACAGACACAAAAACGCAUCGAGUAUUUAAAUUUUUUGUUCAACAUGGUUGCAAUAUGACGUCUACAAUAUAUAGUACGGUGUUUUUAGCGAAUACAAGGUCUAUUAGAUGGCACAUACCCGAAAAAUACGGAAGUAGUAUUUAGAUAUUUUUAAUUUAAUGUUUAAGGUUUCUUUAGCUAUUUACUUGACGAUAAAGGGGAAAUGUGUAAUGGCGGAGACAGUUCAAGUCCCGCCCCCAUUAUGGUGGGUUUUAUCAGUCGACUAAAUGUGCUAAAGAUACAGAUGUUUGGGUAAGACGCCAUGAUCCAGGGCAAAAUCAAAAGAAGAACCUUUUCCAGUCAACUGUUUCGAAUAAGAUUUAUCAAAGACUAUUUUUGUAUUUCGAAACUGUGUUACUCUAUUCAGGAAUAUUUUGUGAAACUGAAUGAAUAAAGACGAUGUCUAGUCCAA